UUAUUGUUUGCAUAUCAGUGUUGAAACUUUUUUCUUACAGCUGCAAUUAAUGACUGACACCUCACCCACAAACCCUGUGAAUGUAACACUUUUACAGGCAGGUUGCAUUUGAGACUUGGAGAUAUUCUUCUGUGAAUUAAAAUGAGGCCUCCUAUAAGAUUUAGCAUCACACUUCAUCAACAGUUGGCAUUUAGCUGAGAUUUGCUACUUGGAGAAUCCUAAGCUUUGUGUGGACAAACACUUUUUAAACCUUACUUUGGGAAAAAUAAUAAAAUUGUAUGUUUUUCUUUAUCAGAUUUGACUGCCGAUUCAAUACAUGCAGCUUUUAUGCCCUUGUAAAUAAUUAAUGUUAUGUCUCUCUUCCCAUUCAUUUUGAUAUGAACCUGGUCUUAUUAGUGCAAAAUAACUGCCUUAGGGCGUCUCUAAGAUGUUUGAUCAGUUAGACUAAGAAAACUCUUGAUAAAGGAAACGUUUCUCUCCGUUUCUUUAGCACUCAUGAUUAUUAUAUCAUGUUAACUGUUUUCAGUUGGCCUGUUGGAAUGUUAAACACUAAAACUGACCAUAGUGUGAUCACUUUAUGUUACAGAAGGCUGAAAAUAGUUAAUAUAGAAAUAGAAAAUGUGCCUGUUUGCUGUCCUGCUGAUUUGACAACAUUCAUGCUCAUGUCUGCAAGUGAUAUUAAAUAUAAAGUUUGUGUACUAAAUCUGUGUUCUAGCUCCAAUCAAGCUCCCUAAAUAACAUUUUAUAUCCUUUAAAAUGAAUAAAGGCAAGUUAUUUCACAUAAGUAUUCCUGGUGGGGUGUGUGGGGCUGCCAGGAAAACUCAAGGAAAUCACUUACCAGGAAAUCAUGACAAAUAUACCAUCCCCAGUGUGAAGCAUGGUGGUGGCAGCAUCAUCAUGUGGGACAGGGCUUGUAAAGGUUAAAGGUAAAAUGGAUGCUGCAAAAUAGAGGGAAAUCCUGGAGGUUUGCAUCAGAUUGUCCUUACUUAGUAGAAGAUUUGUUUUCCAGGAAGACGAUGACCUGAAGCAUGAAGAGAAAUGAUCUAAAGACAACAAAGUGAAUGUUUUUAAGUGGCUGAAUCAGAGCCCAGACCUCAGUCCAGUUCUGUUUACUUCUGAUCCCUGUGCAGCCUGGCAGAUCUUGGGCAGUUUGCUUAGAAGAAUGGGGUAAAAUUGCAACGUUCAGAUGUGCAAGGUUGAUUGAGAACUAUCCACGUAGAUGCAAUGCUGUAAUUGCGGCCAAAGGUGCAUCUACUAAAUAUUGACUUAAAGGGGGUGAAUAGUCAGGCAUUUGCUUUUAGAAUUUCAAAGAAUUGACAUCACUUUGUAGAAAUGUGUUUUCACUUUGUUGUGAAAUAGUCUUUUUUUUUUUUUUUUUUGAAGGGGGGGAAUUUUUGUCAAGCUAAAUUAUAUUUACCAUGUUGAAAAGUAAUAAAAAGGGAAUACUUUUAAUGGGCACCGUAGCUCCCUGAAAAAUAAAAACUCAUCCUGUUUAAAGAUGGAACAUGUUAACUGAACUGACAUUUUUUUCCGCUUUGCGUGAAGCCAAUUUAGCUUUUUCAAUAUUUAUGGUAAACUGCUAACUGGCUGCUCUAGUUUCAUAUUUAAGGGACAAAUAAGAGUAUUGAUCUUCUCAUCUAACAAGAAAGCAGAUGUUUUAGCUACUGCUUUAAGGGAUUUUUACUCUCUUAUUGCAUUCAAACUGAUAUUAAAUGUACAACCACAGUGUUGUGAAAGAAAACGUGGAACAGUUGAAAAGGGCAAGAGGAGGUAAUAACAAAUUUGUGUCACUUUUUUGAUUCAAGAUUAGCAGACUUUGUCAGGAACUCCCCUGCCACCCUCAGAAUCCAUGCAGGCCGAUGACGUACAGGUGUUCAAGAGGAGUGCAUCAUAAACGGCAUAAAAGUCCUGAAAUCAGAUCUUGAUUGUGGUUUAUUGUUUUAUCUACUCGAAAUGAUUUUUGCACAUCCUUCUCUAAUUUUCUGCAGACUUCUAUGGUGAAGAUGUGUGAACAGAUAAAUUGUCUACAGCCAUAAACUACGUUAGGUUUCUGUCAGAUACCGCCGACGUGGAAUUGUCCUCAAUUACCGGGUUAAAGUGUACUUUGCAUCUCUGGCUUCACUCGUCAUUAUAAAACUGAUAAGUAGCACUCUGCGACAGAUUUGCAUCGCUGACUUCGACUUGAGUGGCUCAGUCUGCCAAACCUCAGCUUCAGUCAUUAAAGUGACAAACGAGUGAAUCAGUCAGAGGGUGGCUCCUCCCCAACCUAAUUAAAAGCUUUAAUACGAGCAGCAGGAGACUCCACAGCCACCCUGACGCAGAGCAGCAGCUGUCCUCAGCGCGAUCUGCAAGCAGCAUGAGAACCCUCCGGGAAAAAAUCAUCCUUCUUUCUCUUUUUCUGUCUCUCAUAUAUGUCACUCAGGUCGAUUCCCUGCCUGUACGUGAUGACUGGAAAGGUUUGAUCCAGCGGACCAAAAGGUCACUGCUGUGGCGUUGGAACAGUAUGAAGCCAGUUGGUGCCAGCUGCAGGGAUCACUCAGAGUGUGGCACAAAAUACUGCAGGAAAAACAUGUGUUGGUUCUGGACCUCUCCCUGAAUAAGAGACGCACAAACACGACUCUACAAAACAAACAUCUGCUUUAUGGACCAAACCUGACUUGUCUCGAAAUAAAGCCUGUGUGAAAUGGCUGCGCUGAUACAGCCGAACUGGAA
Molecule: messenger RNA, 2712 nt
Organism: Amphiprion ocellaris (clown anemonefish)
Lineage: Eukaryota; Metazoa; Chordata; Actinopteri; Pomacentridae
Product: liver-expressed antimicrobial peptide 2
Exons: 3
Coding region: 2357-2596 (79 amino acids)
Biological process (GO): defense response to bacterium; antimicrobial humoral immune response mediated by antimicrobial peptide
Source: RefSeq, a predicted model, not a curated record